AUUUUCAUUUACUAUUCCUUUAAUUAAGGUACCUAAAACGGAUGUUAUAUUUGGUAUUUCGCGCAUAAUAGUAUUCUUUAAAUCCAUCAACUUGGAGAAGUCUCUGUAAUCUUCAAACUGAAUUAAGAUCCAAAUAAGAAAAGCCUCCGUUCUGAUUAUGGAUUCAGCCGAAACACCAGAUUCCGGCCACCGCCCGCCACCGCCACCUGGCCGGGCUCUUCCCUUCACCACAAAACUCAAACCCCUUUAUCUAUUGUCAAUCUUGGUACUCCUUUUAGCAAUUUCAUUCAGUAUUAUCAAAACAGAUUACCGCAAAAAACUCAUCCUCAAAUUAAUCCUAUCACCACAUACCAAUUUCCUUAAAAAGCUCCUAACUUUACUUCACCCAACAACCUUAAACACCUCAAAAAACCCAAUUCACACAACCCCAUAUUGUGUCCUAUGGAUGGCACCAUUUCUUUCAGGUGGUGGGUACAGUUCAGAAGCUUGGUCUUACAUUUUAGCUUUAAAUGAACACUCCUUGAAAAAAGAUUCAAUCUUUAAGUUGAAAAUUGAACAACAUGGGGAUCUUGAAAAUCUUGAGUUUUGGGAGGGUUUACCUUUAGAAAUGAGGAAUUUAGCUAUUGAGCUUCACCAAACAGAAUGUAGGUUAAAUGAAACUGUUGUGAUUUGUCAUAGUGAACCUGGUGCUUGGUACCCUCCACUAUUUGAUACAAUUCCAUGCCCACCAAUAGGUUAUAAUGGUCAUUUUAAGUCUGUAAUUGGUAGGACUAUGUUUGAGACUGAUAGGGUUAAUGCUGAACAUGUUAAAAGGUGCAAUCUUUUGGAUUUUGUUUGGGUUCCUACUGAUUUUCAUGUGAAAACAUUUACUCAAAGUGGGGUUGAUCCAUUGAAGAUUGUUAAGAUUGUUCAGCCUGUUGAUCUUGAGUUUUUUGAUCCAUUAAAGUAUGAGCCACUAGAACUCGGGUCAAUAGGGAAUUUAGUGAUGGGGUCAAAUUCAAAUGGAUUAAAUGUGGGGAAAAAAUUUGUUUUCUUGAGUAUUUUCAAGUGGGAAUAUAGAAAAGGAUGGGAUGUUUUGUUGAGCUCUUACUUGAGGGAGUUUUCUGGAGGUGACGAUGUAGCUUUGUAUCUGUUAACGAAUCCGUAUCAUUCUGAUAGAGAUUUUGGUAACAAGAUUGUUGAAUAUGUGGAGGAUUCGGAUUUGGAAGAACCGAGAGAUGGUUGGGCUCGAGUAUAUGUGAUCGAUGAACACAUAGCUCAGGUUGAUAUGCCUAGGCUAUAUAAGGCUGCUAAUGCAUUUGUUUUGCCGUCUAGAGGUGAAGGUUGGGGUAGACCUAUUGUGGAGGCAAUGGCAAUGGAAUUGCCGGUGAUUGCUACAAAUUGGUCAGGGCCAACUGAAUUCAUGACAGAAGAGAAUAGUUAUCCGUUACCUGUGGAUAGAAUGAGUGAAGUUACUGAAGGACCAUUUAAAGGGCACUUAUGGGCUGAACCUUGUGUUGAUAAGCUGCAAAUGCUAAUGAGGCAUGUAAUUAGAAAUCAUGAGGAAGUUAAGGCCAAAGGUAGACAGGCAAGAGAUGAUAUGAUGAGUAGGUUUUCUCCUGAGGUUGUUGCAGGCAUUGUUAGUGACCAUAUUGAACGCAUUAUUGAUCGUACACAAUGAUCGUUAUAUUCGCUUUUGGAUCGACAAGAGGAGAUUAUACAUUUUACUGCAAUAAUAACGGCAUUUCUAAUCACCGUUAAUUCAAGGAUUUAUGGUUCUGGUGGAUUUAGUGUAUGUAUUCUAUGUGUGAAUUGAAGAACAAUUCUCCUUAAUGGAUGGAGAUGUGACAAAGAUCUGGAAGCUGAUGAACCCGAUUUUUGGAGUGAAAAGAGGUUCUGAAAGGGGAAAAUGCAUCGGAAGGUAUACUGAAAAUCAAUUAACUGGAUGGCCUUAUGGACACUCUUAGAUGAUCUUAAAUGGAGUUGCUGUUAGAUAAGUAUAUAUUGCUUCUUUGAAACCAGAAUUGUGUUGGUAAUCCAGUUAUGUUCUUUCUGAUGAAUAUCAACAACAAAUGUCUAUUUUAAAGCUUAGAGCUAUAUUGACAUUGUUAUGCUGUGGGUUGUUGGUUUGAAGUAGUACGAGAGGAAAGACAUGUUACCGACUAAUUUCUGUAAGUUGUCGAAAUGGAAGGAGAUAACAAAAGCUACAGUGUUAAGGGGGAACUUAAUCACAUUCAACACUGAUGGACUGGGAGUAUCAACAACGGAAAGAGGUAAGCAAAGAAACCUCAACAUUGUACAAAUUAUAGCUUAACUUUGGUUCAAAGCCAGUCCCAACUGAAAGAGCAGUUCAGCUAAAUGAGACUAAAGCUUGAUGCUUCUUCCAGUUUGCUUCAUAUGCUACAUCAUCAACUUGUUCAUUUAGUUUAUGUGUCUUUAUAAGGAGUUUACUGAUAAUAAGAAAGUCUUUACAAUGAGUUUGAGUAGAUAAUGAGCAGCCAAUCUCGAGCUAGUUUGAGCUGGCGAUACAAAAUUACUUCUUAUUUUCAAGCCAUGCAUUGCUCUGAUUCAAUGAGCUGCUGUUCCUUUUGCUUCA
Molecule: messenger RNA, 2575 nt
Organism: Nicotiana attenuata
Lineage: Eukaryota; Viridiplantae; Streptophyta; Magnoliopsida; Solanales; Solanaceae
Exons: 1
Coding region: 158-1660 (500 amino acids)
Source: RefSeq, a predicted model, not a curated record